Fraxinus pennsylvanica is the source of this 1299-nucleotide messenger RNA. Lineage: Eukaryota; Viridiplantae; Streptophyta; Magnoliopsida; Lamiales; Oleaceae. The record is from the annotation of a GenBank genome assembly.
AUGGAGGGUUAUGCAGGUUACAGAAAGGGCAGAGAAAUUAAUUCACACUCACAUUCUAACUCAAACCCUUCUUUUUCUUCCACACUUCUUGAUGCUAUUUAUCGUUCGAUCGACGAGGGAGAAGAGGAAUUAGUAGUGUACAAAGAAACCAUGAAGAAGAAACAGAAUGAUCAUGUGGGCUUUCAAAGUGAGGAAGAAAUGGCAAAUUUUCGAAGAGCUUGCAUGAUAGAGAAAUGGAUGGAGAAAAAGGUGAGUGAAAAAGUGGUUGUCAGGAGAAAAUCCAUGGCUGAUUUUGAUAGCAAAUCAAGAAAAGAUAGUGGAAAUUUUGGGAAUUCUUUGUUCUUGAAAUCGAGUUCGAGUUCUUCGGAUUCGAGUUGUGGAGGUGGAUUUUCAUCCUCAGAAGCUGAAUCUGUUCAUGUGGUUUCAUCAAGAACCUCUUGUUAUGGCUUGCAAAGGCCUAAACCAAUUCGAACAAGCGUUACGGCUUCUGAGAAAGAAAAAACCAGCAAGUAUGAUAAAGUGUUUGAUGAUAAUACUUGUCGUCCAAAACAUAAGAAUGAAGGAGGAUUUAUGAAAACAAAAUCUAAAGCUUCGAAAAUUUAUGGGGAUUUGAAAAAAGUUAAGCAGCCAAAUUCCCCUGGAGGAAGACUUGCAAGCUUUUUGAAUUCACUUUUCACUGCAUCAAAUGCUAAGAAAUCCAAGAUUUCAUCAAAUGGAGCUUAUGAUGAUCAUUCUUCAACUGUAAAGUCUGCGAAUGCAUCGACAUGUUCAUCAGCCUCUUCGUUUUCGAGAUCAUGUUUAAGCAAGACUCCAUCUUCAAGGGGAAAAUCGAGUAAUGGGACGAAAAGAUCGGUUAGAUUUUAUCCUGUAAGUGUAAUUGUUGAUGAAGAUUGUCAGCCAUGUGGGCACAAAUCUUUACAUGAAGAUAAACAAAAUUCGGAGCCUAUAAACAGUAGAAUCACAAGUUCCAUUAAUGAUGAGCUGAUGGUGCAUCUUAUGGAGAAGAAUCAUCGAGUCGAAGAGGCUGCUAGAGAUUUGUUGAGGAAUUAUCAGAAGAAGGUUGAGACUAAAUUUGAUCCGGAAAAAACCCACGUCAAAAAUCUAGCUUUUGAUAAUCAAGACGAAGAUUUAGAGGAAGAUGAGGAUGACGACGAUGUGGCAAGUUGUGCAAGUUCGGAUCUUUUCGAGCUCAAUAAUCUUUCUGCCAUUGGAAUGGAGAGGUAUAGAGAAGAAUUACCGGUGUAUGAAACUACUUAUCUUGAUACAAAUCGAGCUAUUGCAAAUGGCUUGAUAUUGUAA